Ruditapes philippinarum (Manila clam) is the source of this 1038-nucleotide messenger RNA. Its product is annotated as kielin/chordin-like protein. Gene Ontology annotation, molecular function: protein binding. NCBI's taxonomy places the organism in Eukaryota, Metazoa, Mollusca, Bivalvia, Venerida, Veneridae. The coding region runs from base 83 to 892 and encodes 269 amino acids. The record is from RefSeq and is a predicted model, not a curated record. The transcript has 4 exons.
GACAUUAAUGCUGUUUUGUAAAAGGUGGUAACAUUGUUUUUAUUAAGAGGUAGAAUUCUAGAUUGGUUGAUACGUAAAACAAAUGAAGACUAAAUACGUGCACGUGAUUUACAUGCUGUUUUUCCUAGCUUUACUUGAUAAAGCAUGUGGAGAUGACGAGGAGGAGCAUCCCGAAAGUGACCAUGAUCAUGAUGAAGAAUAUGACGAUGCCUAUAAUGAGACUCUUAUAUAUGAAAAGAAAUGCUAUAUACUAGGGCACACUUUUGAACAAGGUCCGUUUAUUCAUCCUACCUUGCCUUGUAAAGCGUGCCAAUGCUGCAAAGGUGGUAUAAUUACAUGCACGAAAAAAUUCUGUCCAAAACCGAAAUGUGGUUUAGGUAUGCAAAUACCUAAGGAAGGUGACCCAUGUUGCAAAGUGUGCAAACCCGAGUGUGAAGGCGUCACGUGUCCAUCUCUUGGCAAUUGUCCAAAAUCGAGGUAUGCAUAUACCAAUGAAAGUUGUUGUCCUGAGUGCGGAUGUGAGUACUUUGGAGAGGGCGUCCCGAACGGGAACUUUGGUCACGUAUGCAGUGUUUGUACCUGUAAUGCUUCAACGAAUACGGCCACAUGUCAUAGGCACUGCUCUGCAAAUGAAUUGACAUGUGUGGACCCCAAGUUUGACAUCAAUUGUAACCUAUAUUGCCCUGAAAGAACGUGCAGGCGGGGUGACGAAAUCAUACCUGUUGGCAAGAUUAAAGUUCUUGGUCGCAAACUGUGCGUGUGCGCCGAGAGGUGGUACCCACGCGCAUUUUGCGCAUUCGUAAUGCCACCUUUACUCGACCGACUCAGACUUCCUGUAUACGGAAAAUGUGUUAAGUAUCCAAGGAUUCCAUCUCAAUAUCUCGUGGUUUGAAUAAAUCACUGUUAUAACUGGAUGAUGCCAUUUUAUUCACAGAGAUGCUGAACUAUAAUUAAACUAAUUUGUUGCUUGUUUUAGCAAAGUUACAAAGUGUGAUGUGAUAAUGGCCGUUUUUAAAUUAAAGCUGAUUUGUAUUAUUA